AUGAUUUCACAGAUCACCAUGAAGAGGCGUUCAGUCCUCUAUAUCGUCAACUUCAUUCUGCCCAUCCUGUUCUUCUUGUGCCUGGACUUGGCCUCCUUCCUGAUCUCAGAAAACAGCGGUGAAAAGCUCAGCUUCAAGGUCACUGUGCUUCUGGCUGUCACAGUGAUGCAGCUGAUCAUGAAUGAAAUCCUGCCUUCCUCCUCAGACACGAUUCCCCUUAUAGAUGAGUCUAAGUGUACGCACGCGGCUAUUAUAAACGAACUGAAUUUGACCGACAAAGUCAUGUUCAGCUAUACCCGGCCCGCUAAAAACUACAGUAAACCCACUGAAGUAUUCCUGGAUGUACAUCUAUAUGCUAUUCUAGAUAUAAGAGACAAGGAACAGGAACUUGUUACUCACAUUUGGGUAAAUAAGAUUUGGCGUAAUCCCUUGAUCUCUUGGGAUUCUGAUGAAUACUGUGGUAUUCCCUUGGUUUAUUAUCCUGCUGAACGAUUGUGGAACCCGGAUAUAAUGAUUGACGAGAUGACAGAAAAAGAUAAGGCCACACAGAUUUCUUAUCUCGCCAUAUAUAAUACUGGUUAUGUGUUUCUAAGGAAUGGCAUGGUGUUGGUCAGCACCUGCAAGAUGCAGUUUUACAAAUUUCCUUUUGACAUUCAGAGCUGCAACCUUACCUUCAAGUCGAUCUCAAUGUCAGCACGGGAUUUAAAGCUAAGUCCAUAUAAGUUUCCAGGUAUGGAUGGGCUGUCUCAAGAAGCGUUGCAGUAUGAGUGGCUCCCUAUGAACAUCACAGUAAGAAGUGAAGUGGUCAAAAACUAUGGCAUCUCGUCAAGCAUAGUUGUCUACACAAUCACCAUGAAGAGGCGUUCAGUCCUCUAUGCUGUAAACUUCAUCCUGCCCACCCUGUUCUUCUUUUGUCUGGACUUGGCCUCCUUCCUGAUCUUAGACAGUGGGGGUGAGAAGCUCAGCUUCAAGGUCACUGUGCUGCUGGCUGUCACAGUUAUGCAGCUGAUUCUGAAUGAUAUCCUGCCUUCGUCUUCAGACAGGAUUCCUCUUAUAGCGGUCUAUUGUAUCGGGGUUUUUGGCUUGAUGAUGACGAGCCUCUUGGAGACAAUUUUGGUGAUGUAUCUGAUGCAAAAAGACAAAGAGGCAGAUAAACAGCAACGCCUGAAUGAGGACAGCAUGGAGAAGCGAGGACAUUUUCAAAACUGCUUUAGAGACAUGGACGAGGAAUGA
This is a messenger RNA of Labrus mixtus (cuckoo wrasse), 1233 nucleotides long. RefSeq names its product 5-hydroxytryptamine receptor 3A-like. Gene Ontology annotation, molecular function: transmembrane signaling receptor activity; extracellular ligand-gated monoatomic ion channel activity; neurotransmitter receptor activity. Gene Ontology annotation, cellular component: membrane; synapse; neuron projection. The transcript is spliced from 9 exons. The record is from RefSeq and is a predicted model, not a curated record. The coding region runs from base 1 to 1233 and encodes 410 amino acids. Lineage: Eukaryota; Metazoa; Chordata; Actinopteri; Labriformes; Labridae. Gene Ontology annotation, biological process: nervous system process; signal transduction; regulation of membrane potential.